Ipomoea triloba (trilobed morning glory) is the source of this 1971-nucleotide messenger RNA. RefSeq names its product probable beta-1,4-xylosyltransferase IRX9H. Lineage: Eukaryota; Viridiplantae; Streptophyta; Magnoliopsida; Solanales; Convolvulaceae. The record is from RefSeq and is a predicted model, not a curated record. The coding region runs from base 302 to 1516 and encodes 404 amino acids. Gene Ontology annotation, molecular function: galactosylgalactosylxylosylprotein 3-beta-glucuronosyltransferase activity; xylosyltransferase activity. Gene Ontology annotation, biological process: plant-type secondary cell wall biogenesis; glucuronoxylan biosynthetic process. Gene Ontology annotation, cellular component: Golgi membrane. The transcript has 4 exons.
GAAAAAUUAGAGUUCUUUCCGUUUAAAAUUUUCAAGUAAAAUUAUUACUAAAUCAGCUGGUUUUCUUCUUCAAAAGCUCCCUUGAAGCAGAGAAUUGUGUAUAGUUCGAUACACUGAAGUGAAGAAUCGUGCUCUGUAUCGGUAUGAUCUACUAUUGUCUGCAUUCAUCGUGACUGGUAUGAUGCUUGACUCAGUAUGUACUUAUUUGCUGUGAAUUUUUGACUUUUUGUGGAUUAUUUGGUGAAGUUCAGAUUAUUGAACCGAUUUUUCUCGUUACGCUGAUGCAAUCCUUUUGUUAUCGAUGGCGUCGAUCCGGAGAACUCUCCCGCCGUUUCCCGAGCGGCAUUAUCCGAACGGAGGGAAUUCGUUACCUCUCGACGUUCAUUCGCCAUCUCACAAGCUUCUGUCUAGCGGCAAAAGCUCAUCUCCGUUGUCUGCAUUUGGAUUUGUAGUCGGUAACUUACUCCGUGGGGUUAGGUAUUCGAAGAAUGUUUUUUCAUGGAGGAAAUCGCUUUAUAGGUGUUUGAUUUUCUUCUUUCUAGGAUUUUUACUAGGCAUGACACCUUUUGGUGAUCUCGAAGAUGUGAGCAGCAGCAAUUCCUCAAUUGAAGUGAAAUCUCCCCCAACAAAUGGUGAGAGGGAGUUGAAGGAUAUAGUAAUAAUGCCUAGACCUACAUCCGUUGUUGAUACUUCUCUAGUAAAUGUACAAAAGAAGAUUGAAGUGCAUGCAAGGUUUGAUGUUAUUCCACAGAAACAGUUGAUUGUUGUAACCCCUACAUAUCCCAGGGCAAUGCAAAGAUAUGAUUUGAGUAGAUUGGGGCACGUUCUGAGGCUCGUGCAGCCGCCAUUGCUAUGGAUUGUGGUUGAGAUGAAUGCAGCUUCAUCAGAGACCGCGGAGAUUUUGAGGGAGACAGGUGUUGUGUAUAGACAUGUAGUGUGCUCCAAGAAAAUGGCAGAUGUAAAGGACCGGGGUGUUCAUCCGAGGAACACUGCAUUGGAGCACAUUGAACGCCAUAGACUUGAUGGAAUUGUUUACUUUGCAGAUGAUGACAAUAUCUAUUCACUUGAGUUGUUUAAGAACAUUAGGAAUAUCAGUCGUUUUGGCACUUGGCCGGUAGCUAUGAUGGCACAAAGCAAAAACAAAGCAAUACUGGAAGGUCCUGUCUGUAAUGGAAGCCGAGUUAUCGGAUGGCACACAAAUGAGAAGAGUAAACAACUUAGAAGAUUUCAUGUUGAUAUGUCUGGCUUUGCCUUUAACAGUACUAUGCUAUGGGAUCCAAAAAGAUGGCAUCGGCCUACUGCCAGUCCAAUUUGGCAAUUAGACACUAUAAAAGAAGGUUUUCAGGAGACCACCUUCAUAGAGCAACUUGUAGAAGAUGAAAGUCAAAUGGAAGGAAUACCUUCUGGUUGUUCAAGGGCACUGAAUUGGCACCUCCAUUUGGAAGGUCGUGAACUUGUUUACCCAAAAGGCUGGUUGAUUCUAAGGAACCUUGGUGUUACUUUACCUGCAAUGUGAUGGGAUCUGAACCAGAUGCUAAGAAGACCAAGUUUGUUGUUCAUGAGGUAUUUGAAAACUGAUGAUACCUCGAUUCUUUUUCAAUGCUCCAAUGUCCUAAGCACGAGGAACACGAUUUUUUUGUGUGUGACAGUUAUCUUGUUGAGGAUCCAUCAUGGUGUUUUGCUACCAAAAGAAGCAAAUACUGUCAUUCAGGCCUCUAAUUAGAGGAAAAUGGGAUGAUGAACCUUUGGUUUUGUACUUCUCUAUGGGAUAUAUAUUCCUCCUUUUUUUGGGCUUGCUGGUUGCUGUUUCUUCAAUACCUUCAGAUGAAUUGUGGAUGUUCAUGAAAAUUAGUCUCCCUUUUGAACUGUAAUUUCCAUUUCUUUGCUCCGAAACUGUAAUUUCCAUUUCUUCGAUUUACGAAAAACACGCAGUCAAUUUUCAUCUCUCAUUACAAGGUUUGCUGACUCAAG